ACUGUCGUGUUCCACAGUCAGGGAAAUACCACAGACAGAACUGGUGCAAGCUGGAGUUUAUGUUUGUUCAGGACCUGAGACGGGGGCGUUACAAGAAGAUAGGAAGCUGCAGGGGCAUGUCCUCCGCUCUGCAGAGAUCCAGAUAUGUCAGCUGGUGUGGAUCUGCAGAAUCUCCAACACCUGUGACUACGGUUCUGACAGCAGGAGAAGCAGUUUCUCACCAGAACCAUCAGCCGGCUGGUUCAAGAUCAGUCCCACUUCUCCUUCUGUCUGCUCUGCACCACAGUGACAAAGCCCCUAACAGUCAUGGUGAUAAGGGUGAAAACAAAGACAGUGAGGAAGGAAGACCCGGGAACAAAGACGACCGGUCUCUUCUGCAUCCAGAUGACAAAAGUUUCCUCCUUCCCAGGAGCAGUCCGGUCAUCUCCAGAAACCCCAGGCCCAUCUCCUGGCAUGGACGGGGGACCAACAUGUCUGCUUGCUCAAGCUUGGACUCCCCAGCUCCUGCUUCGGGUUCAGUCACCAGUAUGGAGGAUCUGGGGUUCCAACGGAGCUCCUGCCCCCACUCAUCUCCGCUCCAGGAGGAAAAGAAGCCGCGCAGCAUCUCUCUUUCAUCACAACUGAACCGCCUCCUGAGCGCUGGGCUCCACCUUCCCUUCAGUGGACAGCAGGGAUUGGCUGAGGAGCACAGAGGGCGGGGCUGUGAUACCCCUCACUCAUCAGGCCUCUCAACCCCAACACAACACAGUAAAGAGAGAAGGUGCAGUGGUAUCCCAGAAUUCUCUGCAGAUAUCUUUAAGACCAGUAGUGAGCUGGAAAAGGAAAAUGCACAUUUCAUCGUGGUGGACAUGGUGCUGGAGGUGCUGGAAGGCGUGAAGUGGACUCUCACUUCCACGAUGGAAACACACGGCAGCAUGUGCACAUGCGGACACACGAGCUCGGCAGAGGACGCGCCGCCACAUGAACACGAUCAGAGAUACGAAACAUGCGAACACUCACACACCUGCAGUACAGAUGAUCAUGAACAACACAACAACAAACACAGCCAUUCAGAUGAUGAUGUGAAGACAUCACACACAGAGACACACUCCUCUUAUGUACACACACACCAGCACACACAGGAUGAAGAAGAAGAGGACGCAGGGAACGACCGAGCUGAACAUCAACCAAAGACUUUCUCUGUCCUCUCCACUGACAGUGGAUUUGAAGACUGCGGAGUUGACGCUACGCUGACACUGAAAGAUUCUCUCAGAAGUGCGGAGUGGCUGGCCCAGCAUCUGGUCCUGGAGUUCAGAAGGAGCUGGCUUCCCUCCCAUGGGCCUCGGCGUGGACGGCAAAGCCUCCGUAGCUCACUGCAGGAGUUGCCAGGUACUGGAAAGGUGGCGGUUAGCAGCAGCAGCUUUGCAGAGGAGAUCAGACUGAGGACCCGGAUGAGAGGAUCCUUGAGCUGGGCUCCACCACGCUUCCAGAUCAUCUUCACUAUUCAGCCAACCCACAGACGCAGUGAAGUAGUGGCUUUGCAAAAGUUCCUGUGUGCAGGCUGUGGGACAGAGGUAGAGCCCAAGUACAUCAAGAAACUGCGGUAUUGUGAAUACCUCGGCAGGUAUUUCUGUGACUGCUGCCACAGCGGCUCUGAGGCUGUGAUUCCGGGUCGACUUCUGUCCAGCUGGGACUUUGGCAGGUACCCCGUGAGUGAUUUCUCCAAACAGUUGCUGGAUUCAGUUUGUCACCAGCCUCUGUUUGACCUGACCUGCGUUGGUAAGACACUCUACAGCAAAGUGAAAGAGCUGGACAAGUUCAGGGAGCUCCAGGAACAGCUGCUGGGCAUCAAGAAGCUGCUGAAAGCUUGCAGGUUUUCUGGAAGAGUGAUGACUGAGUUUGAACAGCUUCCUGCUCACCUGACGGAGCAGCCACACCUCUUCUCCAUGGACGACCUCUUGAGGGUGAAGAAGGGUCAGCUCGUGACGCAGGCCAAAGCAUUGCUGAACUCCGCUAUCGACCAUGUGGAAAACUGCAAUGUGGGUCUGAAGCACUGUGUGAGUUGUGUCUGGCCCGAGGUUUCAUCUGCGAGUUCUGCCGAGAAAGAGACGUCAUCUUUCCAUUUCAGAGUGACAUAUGUAGGCGAUGUCCAGUGUGCAAGGCCUGCUUUCACAAACAAUGUUUCGUGGAAAAGAAGUGUCCGAAGUGCGCAAGGAUCCAAUCGCGGAAAAAACGUCUAGAUGGAUCCGUGAAUUGACAUCUGAUCAGCUGCAGCUCAGCACCGUGGCGGUCCAUUUAUCACCCUUUGUAUUUAACACACUCUCACAUAAAAACACUGAUGUACAUAAAAUGUAAAUAAAUAAAUGACUUUUUUAUACGGA
Molecule: messenger RNA, 2360 nt
Organism: Micropterus dolomieu (smallmouth bass)
Lineage: Eukaryota; Metazoa; Chordata; Actinopteri; Centrarchiformes; Centrarchidae
Gene: rubcnl
Product: rubicon like autophagy enhancer
Exons: 17
Coding region: 60-2219 (719 amino acids)
Biological process (GO): autophagosome-endosome fusion; autophagosome maturation; autophagosome-lysosome fusion
Cellular component (GO): intracellular membrane-bounded organelle; autophagosome membrane
Molecular function (GO): phosphatidylinositol phosphate binding
Source: RefSeq, a predicted model, not a curated record